AUGGCAACCUUGAACUCAGAUACUGUCACAGAUAUCAACACACUAGCCGAGUAUCUAAGCGACCCGGAAAUCCAAGACCUCUCAUCUACACCCUCGGUUGACUGUAUCGUCAUAUGCGCAUCACAAGUCCUAUACGGCGCACAGAUUAUCUUCGAAGCUCUCCAGAAAAGGCCCAACUUGGCAAAAUGCUUGGUACUCUGUGGUGGCAUCGGCCACUCAACCAAACUUCUCUAUAGCGCCGUCGCACAGCACCCUCGCUACUCAGAGCUGGUUCAUGAGAUUGACGGCCUUCCUGAGGCUCGCGUGCUAGAAAGAAUCUUGGAUCGAUUCUUUGAUCGGUCAGCCAUUAAAUCUCUGGGAUGCCAAAUUCUGGUUGAAGACCAAUCGACAAACUGUGGACAAAAUGCCUCGUUCAGUCGCCGAGUACUCGACCAAGCAGGCUUCUCGGACCAGGAAACUUGCGUUAUAAAUCAAGACCCGACUAUGAUGCUGAGGACAAAGGCAUCAUUUAGCAGAGUUUACAGUGACAAGACUUCAGCUGUGUCGUUUAUCAGCUGUCCCAUAUUUGUUCCAAAGGUCCAACUAUCUCAGACCAAUAUUUUGGAAUGGAAGCUUAUGGGUGCAUUAUGCGAGCUUUGGGGCAUUGAACGCUUCAUUGAGUUGAUAUUGGGAGAAAUACCGAGACUGAGAGAUGAUAGAAAUGGGUAUGGCCCCCGUGGGAGGGACUUUAUCGCGCAUGUUGACCUUCCAACUGAGGUCGAGAUGGCAUGGUCACGACUAGUUGGAACAUUUAGGCAUCAAAGACUCCGAUAA
Molecule: messenger RNA, 813 nt
Organism: Penicillium subrubescens
Lineage: Eukaryota; Fungi; Ascomycota; Eurotiomycetes; Eurotiales; Aspergillaceae
Exons: 1
Coding region: 1-813 (270 amino acids)
Cellular component (GO): plasma membrane
Source: RefSeq, a predicted model, not a curated record